AUGGAACUGAGAUAUGGCUGCCAAGAGAAAGUUGGAAAAGUUGCAUUAUGGUUUUCCAAGGGAACUGAACCUGACUUUGUUAAGGACGAAGUUGGGUUCACUAUGGAAGAAAUACUGCAAACAAUCAUGAACAGCGUACACAAUGCAAGUGUGUUGGGAGUUUUUCCUUUCAAUUAA
This is a messenger RNA of Sphenostylis stenocarpa, 177 nucleotides long. The record is from the annotation of a GenBank genome assembly. NCBI's taxonomy places the organism in Eukaryota, Viridiplantae, Streptophyta, Magnoliopsida, Fabales, Fabaceae.